Molecule: messenger RNA, 1167 nt
Organism: Aspergillus novofumigatus IBT 16806
Lineage: Eukaryota; Fungi; Ascomycota; Eurotiomycetes; Eurotiales; Aspergillaceae
Product: rRNA-processing protein UTP11
Exons: 2
Coding region: 105-983 (292 amino acids)
Biological process (GO): rRNA processing
Cellular component (GO): nucleolus; small-subunit processome
Source: RefSeq, a predicted model, not a curated record
UUCAUCUCCAAGACACCAACGCUUCUUCAACUUCAACCAUUUCUAUCCCUCACCUUUUGAUCUGUUUAAUAUCAUAUAACCAGAAGAAAGGAAAUCCCUACAAAAUGUCGUCCAUGCGCAACGCCGUCCAAAGACGGCAACACCGCGAAAGAGGCCAACUUGACGGCCGCGAAAAAUGGGGUAUCCUCGAGAAGCACAAAGACUACUCCCUCCGCGCCAAAGACUACAACGCCAAACAAGCCAAACUCAAGCGCCUCCAGGAACUCGCCGCCAGCCGCAACCCAGAUGAAUUCGCCUUCGGGAUGAUGUCCGCGCACUCGCAGAAAAAAGGCAAGCACGGUGCCGCGGCGCGCGACUCAGCCGCGAAGCGGGGACUGAGCCAUGAGGCAAUCAAGUUGCUGAAGACGCAGGAUGCGGCGUACCUGCGGACGACUGGGGAGCGGCUACGGCGGGAGAUCGAGAAGGUGGAGCAGGAGGUGAGGUUACAGGAGGGGAUUCAGGAGGCUCUUGGGGAGAAGAAAGAUGAGAGCGAAUCCGAGACAGAGGAUGACGAUGAUGACUUUGAUUUCGAUUUCGGGCCGAAGGAGAAGCACGGGCAAAAGAAGGCGAGGAAGUUGGUCUUUGCGGAUGAUCGGCGGGAGCAGCGGGCGUUGAAGAAACGGAAACUUCAAGAAGAUCCUGAGGAAGAGGAUGAGGAGGAAGAGCAACAGUCGUUUGGUGAUUUGCAGAAGAAGCAGCAGAAAAAGUCGCAGAAACAGCUCGAGGCGGAGAGGCAGGCUCUCGUCGAGGCUCGUCGAGUCCGCAAGAUGAAGAAGAGAGCUGCCGAGGCUCGUGAGAACAAGCUCAAGGCGCUUCGGAAGCAGUACGCCGAUAUCACUGCCGCCGAGCGUGAGCUGGACUGGCAGCGAGGGCGGAUGGAUAAUUCGGUUGGGGGAACGAACAAGGAUGGCAUCAAAUGGAAGAUCCGCGAGCGCAAGAAGUGAUCUGGGACUGGUCUUUCUCACUGCAGCUCAUGUCUAUGAUACCUUUUUCCCUUUUUUUCUUUCUUGCAUUGGGCUGGAGGUCAAGCAAAAGUUCUUUUAGCUGGUUUAUAACAGAGGCUUGAGGAGUUCAGGCGCAUAUAAUGUGAAUACCAUUCAUCUUAUGUAUUGGAACUCAUUAACGAGG